AUGUCCCAUAACGUACAGACAGUGCUGAGUGCAGCCCAGGAGGUCACGAACCGGGACCUGAGCGACGCCAAAGGCCCUGUCGAAGUCCCCAAUGGCUCUGCGUACAGCGAUCAUCCAAGACUCAAGGUUCACAGGAAGUAUCGCCAUGUCGCAGCUCUACAUUCCAAAGUCCAGCCAUCAUGUCUUAGCCACGAGGCAACUGAGACACCGAGUUUCAUUGGCUUCCGCAAUCUGAUGGUUCUGACCAUCAUUGUCAUGAAUCUGCGUCUGGUGGUGGAGAACGCUCAGAAAUACGGCCUCCUGAUUACCCUCAAGCUCAACCUCCGCAGCCAGGAUAUCCAGACCGCGUUGAUCCUCUAUGCCCUCACACCAUGCCACCUCUUUGUCGCCUACAUCAUCGAACGCGUAGCGAUGGAAAACGCCAAAGGCGCCGUGGGCAAGCGUAAAAAGAACGAUCCAGACGGUAGCACACCGGAGACCGAGGAAGAGAAGACAGAUUUCUACUACACCUGGUGGUGGAUUGCCGUUGCCCAUGCUUUGAAUGCUUCUCUGGCCCUGUUGAUCACCAGCUAUGUGGUGUACUACCAUAUCUACAACCCUGGUCUGGGCAUGAUCAGCGAAACGCAUGCUAUUGUCGUCUGGCUAAAGACGUGCUCUUAUGCGUUCACCAAUCGAGAUCUUCGGCAUGCUAUGCUGCACCCAGGUGGUCCUGAGUCAGCUCUGCCCGAAAUCUACUCAAAAUGCCCCUAUCCGCGAAACGUCACUCUCCGCAAUUUGUGCUACUUCUGGUGGGCGCCGACACUUGUAUAUCAGCCUUACUAUCCACGGACGGAUCGCAUCAGAUGGACCUUCUUCUUCAAGCGGGUUGGAGAAGUCGUCGCUCUGUGUGUGUUUGUCUGGCUCGUCUGUGCUCAGUAUGCAAUUCCUGUCCUACACAACUCUCUGGGCGGAAUGGCUGUCCUCGAUUUCUCUGCCAUUGCCGAACGGUUGAUGAAAUUGUCCACCAUUUCGUUGAUUGUCUGGCUGGCCGGGUUCUUUGCCAUCUUCCAGUCAUUUUUGAAUGCUCUGGCUGAGAUCACGAGGUUUGGUGACCGAGUUUUCUACGAAGACUGGUGGAAUAGCACGAGCCUGAAGAUGUACUGGGCGACCUGGAACAAGCCGGUCUACCACUUCAUGCGCAGACAUAUCUACUCGCCCCUGGUCGGUCGUGGGUGGUCGCCCCGGGCUGCCAGCGCCUGGGUAUUCGUGUUUUCCGGCGUUUUGCACGAGUUGGCUGUGGGAGUGCCGUCUCACAGCAUUCUUGGUGUUGCAUUCCUGGGCAUGGUCCUGCAGUUGCCCUUGAUCCUAUGUACAGAGCCGUUGGCAAAGAAAGACGGCACCGGGAAAGUCAUUGGCAACUGCAUCUUCUGGAUUAAUUUUGUGUUUGUGGGUCAACCAUUGGCCGCCAUGAUCUACUUCUUCUCCUACCAAGCCAAAUACGGGGCUAUGAGCAAGAUGGCCCAAAGGUAG
Capronia epimyces CBS 606.96 is the source of this 1509-nucleotide messenger RNA. RefSeq names its product diacylglycerol O-acyltransferase. Gene Ontology annotation, molecular function: diacylglycerol O-acyltransferase activity. Gene Ontology annotation, biological process: triglyceride biosynthetic process. The record is from RefSeq and is a predicted model, not a curated record. NCBI's taxonomy places the organism in Eukaryota, Fungi, Ascomycota, Eurotiomycetes, Chaetothyriales, Herpotrichiellaceae. Gene Ontology annotation, cellular component: endoplasmic reticulum membrane. Bases 1 to 1509 code for a protein of 502 amino acids. The transcript has a single exon.